AUGGUUGCCGCUAGUUCGCGCGCCGCCUUCAGUACCACUUUCAGCGUGUGCACUCCUCCCGCAGCGACCCCCGCCGCCGCCGCACCAGCAACUUCCACAGCCGAGGCCGGCCUCGCACCAGUACCAGGAGCCGCGACGACAGAACAAGCCAAGGCGGCCAUCUCGUCUUGCCCGGCGGGCACCAAGCUUAACGGUCUCAACUACUUCAAGAACAAGGCGGAUCCCGUGGCGCUGCCAGACGAGGAGUACCCAGAGUGGCUCUGGAGGUGCUUGGAGGUGCAGAAGAAGACGGACGAUGCUGCUGAUGCGGACGCUGGCGAUGAGUUCUCCAAAUCCAAGAAACAGCGUCGCCUAGCCAUGAAGCGCGCGCGCGCCCAAGAGGCCAAGAUUCUGGCUUCCGGCGACCUCGAGGCCCUGGCACCCAAGAUCCCGCUACAGAAGCAGUCGGUCAACCUUCCCGGAGCUGUGAACGGCGGCGUGCAGGACGCGGUGCUGGCGGACGAGAAGCGGGAGGAGCUGCGCAAGGCGAUGCGCAAGGAGCGCAAGGCCAAGAUCAAGGAGAGUAACUACCUCAAGGCUAUGUAA
Neurospora hispaniola is the source of this 585-nucleotide messenger RNA. Its product is annotated as mitochondrial ribosomal protein L37-domain-containing protein. The coding region runs from base 1 to 585 and encodes 194 amino acids. Gene Ontology annotation, molecular function: structural constituent of ribosome. Gene Ontology annotation, cellular component: mitochondrial large ribosomal subunit. The transcript has 2 exons. The record is from RefSeq and is a predicted model, not a curated record. Lineage: Eukaryota; Fungi; Ascomycota; Sordariomycetes; Sordariales; Sordariaceae.